AUGAAGACAUUUUGUUUAGCGCUUGCUUUGGCCGUCAUCGUGCCCGCACUGCUGGCAGAUGUCACCCCCGAAUUUGUUGCCGUCGUAGCAUUGCUUACCCCGGCCACUGUUCCACCUCCAGUAGAUGUGUGUCAAUCGUGCGACGAGGAUUACAAAUGUAAACAUGGCACGUGCUGUUUACAAUCACGAUCAGGUUCCAGUUAUUCAGGCAUUUGCAAGCCUCUGGGGCAACGUGGAGAAGAGUGUUCGGUGGCUCCAACUGAGGGUGACAUCUAUUUCGGUCACUGUCCGUGCAGCCGAGGUCUGCGAUGUAAAAAGGAUAAGCGAAACAGAUAUAAAUGCGUGCGAGGAAACUGA
This is a messenger RNA of Ixodes scapularis (black-legged tick), 357 nucleotides long. RefSeq names its product prokineticin Bm8-f-like. The transcript is spliced from 4 exons. NCBI's taxonomy places the organism in Eukaryota, Metazoa, Arthropoda, Arachnida, Ixodida, Ixodidae. The record is from RefSeq and is a predicted model, not a curated record. The coding region runs from base 1 to 357 and encodes 118 amino acids.